AUGGUCACGCAAUGCAAGUACCCAUUUCAUUACUCUCUACCCCUUACUGCCUGCCUACCUCGCCCCCACGUUCCCACUCCUAGAGCCCUCCCAACUCGGCGAGCCCUUCCAACUCACGAGCCCUACCUCAGCACAAUCCCUGACCUCGUGCUCCUAUUGACCUGUCCGUCCACGCGCAGUUGGUAGCUCGCCUUCGCCGACGAGCUCGACGCCCUCGACAUCGCCCACGUCGCAAUUCCACCGACGUGCCCUCUCAACCUCGACGCGCGUCUUCUUCCCGAGCAUGACGAACCCAUCGAUGCGCUCCCCACCUACAACGCCCCCACGGCGCGGACGUGGCAAUGGGUCCGUCUCGUUCCGGUACGUCAACGAAUCGCCGACGAACGCCGCCUUGUUAAGGAAGACCCGUCGGCGCAAGUCCACUUCCAGGGUGUUUGAGAAAGUCGGGCAAUGGUUCGAACGCCAUGGGUCGACGCGGCCGAGCGUGCUCUUGACGCUCUUGACAUGUCUCAUCGUCGCGUUUGGGCUGUUCUCCCUCGCUGAGACACCCCGAACGGAUAUUACGGACGAGCUCAGUGGGUGGGUGCGCAUCGCUUCUAAAGUCCAUCCCAACAAUUGGGCACCAGGGUAUUCGGAUACGUUUCGCUACAAAUCCCAAAACCACGCCAACGGACCAACAAAAGGAGAGGUCGUGCUCGCAGAGGCAGCGCCGUACGAGGAUGUCUCGAACCCCGACGACGAACCUGAAGCACUGGAUCCAGUACCCAUCCACGGCGCUGGGCGUCGACCAAUUGGCGGGCCACAGCGCGUUGACAUCCCGGCAAAACCGACGACAGAAGACAAGGGAGUACCUCAAAACGUGCAUCCGAUCGACGAGGACGAGGUGCCGAGCAAUGGUAUUGAAGAAGCAAGUGAAAAAGAUGGAACGAAAGACAACGCGACAUCCAACCAAACAAAUCGCCACGAUGGCGGCGACAGGGACGGGGAUCAUUACGAACAUGAUCACGAUCCCGAUCGCGAAGAGCAGAACCCCGAUAUCGAAGACGACACCGACCUGAGCGAGGGCAAGAACGCCGAGGACGACGACCAAGAGGACGUCGUCGAUGAGGACGACCCAGAUCACCUAGAGCAGGAACUGCAAGCCGUCGUCGCGGCUGCUGCCCUCGCAGCCUCCGCAGGAUCCAAACCAGUCGAAGUCGUAACACUGAAGCCCAAGUUUGAAGACGAUCGCAAGUUUCUUUUCGCCGCUUGGAUCGGGGAGCAAGAGACCAAGGCGCAGUUGCACCUCUACCAAUUGGGCCUGCUCGCCGUCGCGCUCAAUCGAACGCUCGUUCUACCCCAAGUCCACAAGUCGCGCUUCUCGACGUGCUACACCUCUCCAUUUUCCCUCUACUACUCGAUCGACACGCUCGACAGCUUCAACAUCCCCUGGAUCACUCACGCCGAUUUCCUUGCGCUGGCGCACCGCGAGUCACAGAAUCAAAAGAGCGAAUCGAGCGCCAAAACAGGCCAACUUGUCGGAAUGGUACGAGGCAAGGAAUUUCCGGCUGAUGCAGCCAUCAUCCCUCUCAACGAUUUAUGUCUCGCCAACCUCGGCCUCGAACUCGAGGCGUACGAACCCAAGGCGUUCUUUCGGAACAGUGGGGCGGCCAAGAUCGAUCGCGAAGGCAUCGAGUUUGCCCAGCGUAUGAUCGAGGACUUGCAAGCCCGUGACCCGAACACGGGCACAACGGCAGACGUGAUCGUCAUUCAAUACAACCUUCGUCAUCAGAUCCUGACGCCCGGGAUUGUGAGACCUUAUCAGGCUCCUGGAUCGAAGCCCGUGCGCAAGUAUCAGUACUUCCAGUACUCGUCGCACUGGACUCUGCUCGGACAACAGAUGGCCCAAGCACUCUCCCCUUUCUUGGCUGUGCAUUGGAGGACCGAGACCGUCAGUGUCGACGUAUUGCGACCAUGCGGAUUGUCACUGAUCGCCUGGGUCAAACAAGCCGUUGCGAAACGACCCGAAGUCAAAACCGUUUACUUCGCCAUGGAUUACCCCAUCGAACUCUGGUUCGACGGCGCCGGUCCAGGAAGUAAAUUCUCCGCCCACAGUGGUUCCAUGACCAAGACGAUCACAGCCGAACACCACGCCGCUUUCCGUGGAUUUGUCGAAGAUUGGAAGCGCGAGUUCGGGGAUACGGUCAAGAUGACGAGCUUCAAGGGCGUUUUGGGGAGCGUCGAGUUGGAUAAAGAUUUGCGGGCGCUGCUUGGGGUCGGGGCGAAUCAGGCGCAAGCUGACUUCGAUAGGCUCGAUGAAGCGAUCGUGGGUAUCGUGGACAAGAACAUUCUUGCAAAAGCGGAAGGUACGUCCUGAUUCGUCUCCAGCAUGGAACGAGAAAACACCACUGACCCCGAGCUCCUCUCGUUGCCCACACAAAAGUUUUCCUGGCCGGUUCCCCCUCAACAGGUAAAAGCACAUUAGCCAAGUACUGCGCCAAGAACUCGCAGUUCACCGAACAAGUCAUCGAUGGGAGAACCACAGCGAUCAAGAAGCAAGGUUCGUCGUCCAUGGCCAGUUCGGAGGGGCAGUUGUGGAAUGCGGUCGAUCGAUUCGCGAGGACUCCGUCAAGACAGCGGACAUGA
Messenger RNA from Microbotryum saponariae, 2625 nucleotides. The record is from the annotation of a GenBank genome assembly. Lineage: Eukaryota; Fungi; Basidiomycota; Microbotryomycetes; Microbotryales; Microbotryaceae.